GUUCGAUCGAGUAGAAGAUUUUGUGCGGGAAAUUUUCGAUCUUUCUUUCUUUUUUUUCUUCGAUUUCGAAUUUUUUUUUUUUUUUUUUGAAUUUGGGCACGAAAAGAAUGAGAGGGAAUAUGAAUAAGAGAAAAGGCUCCGAUUGGAAAACCUGCGUGGGAAUCGUGACGAUAUUCGGGGUGCUUUACGCGAAUGGAAUCGUGUCUGCACAGCGUGUAUACGAAAGAGUUACGCGUGAAAAUGCAAUGAGCAUCUACGAUACACUGUUAAAUUUUUCGAAAAUGGGAGAGAUUGGUGCAGCGGAAGAAUUGAAUCAAGAGAUAUCAAAAACGAGUAAAGAACGAUACAAACGAUUAUCGGACCAAAGACGAGCAGAACUAGAGACCUUGAUGGCGCUUUCCAAAAUGACGGAAAAAUCGAUAAACGAGAGCCUGGCAGAGCAAUUAAAAAUCAGCAAACAAUUGCAAUCAAAAAAGACCAACCACCAAAAGCGAUCGAUCUUCGACAUAAAUAUGAAGAAUCUGCAAAAACUUUUCAGAUUAUCGGGCAAAUUAGGAUACAAAGGAAACGCAGCGUAUCCAGUUAUCAGUUGAAACUAUGAAAAAUUACAAAUAAUAUUGGAAUGAAUUUAUUAUUUAUCAAAGAAGAUACAUCGAGUCAAAAAAGGAUGACCAGCAUGAAAACAAAGAAAUUUGAUGUAUCGUUGUGAAAAAUUAUCGGUGAAUCAUGAAUCAAUUUCAUUAAAAAUCAUCAUCAU
Apis laboriosa (Himalayan honeybee) is the source of this 757-nucleotide messenger RNA. RefSeq lists its product as uncharacterized. Bases 108 to 593 code for a protein of 161 amino acids. The record is from RefSeq and is a predicted model, not a curated record. The transcript is spliced from 5 exons. Lineage: Eukaryota; Metazoa; Arthropoda; Insecta; Hymenoptera; Apidae.